AUGGGGGAGAGAAAAUGGCAAGAGCUGGGUUUGAGGUGCAGAAUAUAAGUAUAGAAGUCAAACUAUUCUCUUUCACAGCUUUGCCUCAGCAUUUUGGUUGUUUUUAUUGCUGGGGACUGAAAUAGGCUUUAAAGAAAAGAGUGAAGAUGUGCAGAUUCCAAAUCUAGACAGCAGCCCCAUCAUAGGCACCAACCCAGGGUCUAAAGACAGUCAAAGCAAAAUUCCUUUGAUGUGCUCCGAGAGCCUGCAGGCAAAAUAGUAACUCAGCAAGGGGUUGGAAUGCAAGUGGCAUGGAAUGAAAACGUGUUUUCUUGUUACAGGGUAGAAGAAGGGAGGGAAAGACAAACCUCACCAAUUAAAGAAAUCCUUGGAUGGAAAGGAUUGGAACAUUGGGAAUGGAAGUCCGCAUUAGCGGAGUAGUAUGUUCUGAAGGCAUUUGAGCAGAUGAAAACCUGAUACACGGGACAUAAAACCUGAGGAAGAUUAUUUCAUGGGUACGGUAGAAACGGUGUCGGAGAGAGUAAAUUGGGCAAGGGAGAAGAACGGCGGAGAGGGAGAGGGAAGUGCUGCUGAACUUAUUUCAAAGAAGAAGAAGAAGAAAAUGGUCUCUUGUUUUUCAUUAAAUAAUAGAUACUCUCCAGGCCAGAGUCGCGGCUGAUUCUGUUUUGCGCUCAGUGGAGGAAAAACCAAACCAAACCAAAAAACAAAACGGGAAAAGAUGAGCGUUUCCGUUUCCUCCUCCCUUCCUCCAACCGAGGUCUUCCUUCAGCCCCAGGGCCCGCGAGGGGGAGGCCUUUUUCCUCAGCUGCCCGAGACUUGCGUCCUUCCGGGGCCCGGAGCAGCCCGAGUUGCGUUUGGUCCCGAGAUUGGACAGACAGGGAAGCUGGUUCAGCCUCUCUCUCCCUGGUUUUCUCUCUCCCUGGUUUUCUCUCUCCGCUUCCCUCCGCUCCUCUUCUCAGCGGGCACUUGCUCUCUCGCGUAUCUCCGAACCCAGCGGUUCGGAGCAAGGGCCGUUGAUACUUCUGGGGGAUUGGGAGGCUUCCAAGUGGUACCCCAAUCCUUCCUCUACAAGGAACCGUGUCUUUAUGAGCGGAGAGUGAUUUCGAUGGCCGAGGACCCUUGUCCUGCAUCCCGCGGAGCCGACCCAGGACCGCUGGGUGGGCGGCGCUCUAGCCCUGGACGCGCUGUCUCCGGAGCCUUCCAGGAGGAGGCUGGGGCACCACCCGCCGCUGGGAAAAUUAUGGCUCCUGCCUUGUAUAGAGGAGAUCUUGGUCGGGCUGUGGUCCACGCAGAUCGUCCUGGGAUUCUGUUCCUCCAAGUGAAAGAUUCCAUUUCAGUGUCAUCAGUAUUGGGGAAGCAGACCACUACUUUCUUGAGUUAAUCAGUUCUUGGAUGAAUUUGCAGUGGAAAUUUCAGCUAUUCUGGGCCCUACUUCGGUGAAGAUAUUUUGGGGAUGUUGAAGAAUGGGUGCUUCUUCCAUCACAUGAUGCAGGCUCCUUCUUUCUGUCUUCCAUCUUCUGGGUAAGUCAAUUCAUUCUGUGCCCACUUGCAUGCAAAUCAUACAACAGUGAACAAAUUUAUUC
Molecule: messenger RNA, 1583 nt
Organism: Cercocebus atys (sooty mangabey)
Lineage: Eukaryota; Metazoa; Chordata; Mammalia; Primates; Cercopithecidae
Exons: 3
Coding region: 719-1381 (220 amino acids)
Source: RefSeq, a predicted model, not a curated record